Messenger RNA from Porites lobata, 741 nucleotides. NCBI's taxonomy places the organism in Eukaryota, Metazoa, Cnidaria, Anthozoa, Scleractinia, Poritidae. The record is from the annotation of a GenBank genome assembly.
AUGACUGACGCACUAGAAGAUCACCAAGGAACAGUUAGCAUCGGAGGCAGAACAAUUACCAACUUACUUUUUGCUGACGGCAUUGACGGCCUGGCAGGAAAAGAGGAGGAACUAGCCUCUCUUGUGGAUCGCCUAGAUAAGACCUCUGCAGCCUUUGGCCUGGAAAUCAGUGCAGAGAAGACCAAACUGAUGACCAAUAACGCGAAUGGUAUCAGCAUUGACAUUAGAAUCCACGGUGAAAAACUGGACGAGGUUGAUAGCUUCAAGUAUCUGGGCGCAGUCGUCACAGAUCAGGGUUCCAAGCCUAAAGUACUGUCCAGAAUCGCCCAGACAACAGCAGCACUAGCGAGGCUGAAGACCAUCUGGAGUGAUAAACAUAUCUCUCUAAGCUCGAAGAUCAGACUAAUGCGCCCCCUAGUUAUCUCUGUACCAUUGUACGCCUGCGAAACUUGGAGAGUGACAGCGGAAAUCCUGAAGAAAUUGCAAGCCACUGAGAUGAGAUGCUUUCGGAAACUGCUUGGCUUCUCAUACAGAGAUCACAUCACUAACGAUGCAGUCAGAGACAGAAUCAGGCAAGCCAUUGCGCCCUGUGAUGAUAUCUUAACCAUGGUAAAGAAACGCAAGUUAAAGUGGUUUGGGCAUGUAUCAAGACGAUUUUACAAGGAACACUGCAAGGAGGGAGAAGAAGGGGCCGACAAAAGAAGCGUUGGGAAAACAACAUCGCUGAAUGGACAGGGCUGA